Molecule: messenger RNA, 3182 nt
Organism: Oncorhynchus masou masou (cherry salmon)
Lineage: Eukaryota; Metazoa; Chordata; Actinopteri; Salmoniformes; Salmonidae
Product: nephrocan-like
Exons: 3
Coding region: 495-2003 (502 amino acids)
Cellular component (GO): extracellular matrix
Molecular function (GO): protein binding
Source: RefSeq, a predicted model, not a curated record
CUUCAGUUAAAAGACAAGCGGUCGUUGUUCAUUAAUCUGUAUUAAAUGUUACUAAUAAUAUAUGCCAUUUAGCCUUCACUUUUAUCCAAAGCGACUUAGUCACAAGUGCAUGCAGUAAUCAGGGUUAAGGUAGUUCAUCUAACAUAUCUUAAAACAUAACAUGUAAAUAUAUGGCAACUCCUUCAAGACAGUGGCAGACAGAGUAUUCAAAUAGACAGAGGAGGAAAUUGUAUUUGUUUAACUGAAUGGGUUGUAAAUGGUUUAUCAGCAAGUUUCUCACGUCCGCAAACAGAAGGGCUAUCUAUUACUGUUUGUGUCAGUUCCUUGUCGGUGUCAAAUGUUGUUUUUUAACCAAGAUAAACAUCUCUGCCAUUGUUCCAAAUGAAACAGAGCACCUACUCUCUCCCACAUAAUCCUUGCUGAGGUAUUUAAACCCCAGAGCAAGAGGGAGUGCUGUUCUUUUUUACUGAGAUGCCCAACUAGGCUGAGUGUUCAUGAUGUGGUUUCUCAUGAUCUUGCUGGCAAGUAUUACAUUGCAUACUCUCGUGUGCAUCUGUAGCAAUGUCUGUCCAAAGAAGUGUGUGUGUGAUAGUGCAAAGUCAGUGCAGUGUUUCAGGUUGCAGUCUUUUCCCACUGGAAUCACUAAAGAUGUGAGGAAACUAAACCUGGGAUACAACCACAUCAAGCAACUAAAGGGUAGAGACAUAUCUGGCCUGACAGAGCUGGAGGAAGUGAUCAUUUCAUCCUGUGGAGUAGAGGUGGUGGAGGCCAAUGCUCUCAGGGCUCAGGGGCUACUAAGAAGCCUGGAUCUACAGAAGAAUAAACUGCAUCAGAUCCCCCGUGGUCUCCCACCCAGCCUGGAGACCCUCAACGUGGGCCACAACAGGAUCACAGGCCUCCAGGAGUCUGUCUUUGAGGGGCUGAAGAAACUACGCCUGCUUGAUCUUCAGAACAACCAGAUCACCAACCUGCGUUCCAACACCCUCUCCACCCUGAAGAAGUUGGAGUGCCUUUACCUGGAUGGAAAUCAAAUUGAGACAGUUCAAGGUGCUCUGAGACUCCCCCAACUGAAUCUGUUGAGCUUGGGGAACAACAAGAUCCCCUGUUUUCCCUCAUCCUUUUUCACACCACUACAGUCCUUGACGACACUGCGUUUACCAGGGAACCUCCUAUCAAGAGUCCCACUCGAUCUCCCUCACGCCCUGUCCUACCUGAACUUGGACAGGAACCAAAUACGAGCACUGAGAAACCGCGAGAUGGGCCAACUCCGCAACCUCACGUCUCUGUCUGCGUCCUACAAUAGGUUGGUUUCUGUGGAUGGUGGCCUUCGCUUGCCCAACCUCACAGUGCUGGAACUGCCAGGAAACCAGCUGAGGGUGCUGCCCAGUAGACUGAGCCCCAAACUGGAAAAACUGGACUGCAGACAGAACUCCAUUCAGGAAGUCACCUUCCAGCACCUGUCUGGGAUGAAACAGCUGAAGCAUCUCUUCCUAGAGAAUAACACCAUCUGGAACUUUGAAGCUAAUGCUCUGAGGAACAGCGUUCACAUAACCAACCUGGCUCUGGAACAGAAUCUCCUCUCCUCUAUUCCAGACGGGCUUCCAGAGAGUCUGAUCCGCCUGGACUUGAAAGGGAACCGCAUCGAGGCCGUCCAGGAGCAGGAGCUGAGAUCCCUGAAGCGCCUGCAGGUGUUGAACUUGAGGAGAAACAAGCUGACCUCCCUCCCCCAGAUCACCCUGGAUCUGCUUCCACGGCUGAGGACCGUCUACCUAGAUGGGAACCCCUGGAACUGCAGCUGUGAGCUCCUGGGGGUCAAGAGGACCCUGCUGGCCAGGAGGGUGGAGAUCCCUAAAGAGCUGUGUAACGAUGUGAGUGCGCCGGGGGACAGCUGGAGAGCGUACCUGAUGGCCCAGGACAGAUGUGAGGAGUACUUCAUGGAAACCGCCCCUGAGGACCAAGUGGAGCAGACAGACACUGAGGAGUAUUAUGACUAUGAUUCGUAGAUGGAGAUAAAUGUAGCAGGGGAAUUUCAUGUUUAUCUGAACAUACUGGGUAUUUUGAAUGUUUUAACAUUUUACUGUAGUUUGGCAAUUAAUACUAAGGAAGUUACCUUUAGCUGUAUAGUCAAUAGAAAAACAUUAAACUACUGUAUUAACAAACAGCUAUUGCAAUAUACAUUGGUAAAUAGGUAUAUGUAGAAUAUACCUUAAAUACCUAAUGUAUAAUAACAUAAUAAUAAAUAAACAAGUUUCAUUACAGUUUUAAUUUACUUGGCACAAACAGUUGCAAAUAAUCUGCUAUAGGAUAAACCAUGUAAUUACUUUUGUGUGUGUUUGUUUUGUUCUGAAUUUAAUUGCCAUCUUAGUUGAUACUGUAAAAAAGUGUUAUGCACACUUUGCAAAAACAAAAGACAAAUAAAUACUAGCUAUGACCUGCACGGUUUCCAAAUCAGUUUAAACCUAACCCUAACCUUAAGCCUAACUUUAACCACACUGCUAGCCUUAUUCCUAACUCUAACCUUAAAUUAAGCACAAACAGCAAAUGUUUUGCUUUCAUGUUUGUUAAUGAAUGUUUACAAUAUAGCCAAUUGUGACAUUGUGGAUGUGGUAACUAGUGGACACCUCUAGGUUCUGACAAAAAGAACAACCAGAGUAUCUCUGCAUGCGUUUGAGGGGACGGGCGGACGGGAAGUGGGGUGAUGGCGGAAGUGGAUGCUGAGUUUGAAUCCAGUAGUGCUUCGAGCAAAUUUGGUGAAGACGAAUGUUCUGCAUGGACCACAGUAGUAUCAACAACUAGAACAAAAAAUGAAAAUGUCAAAAAUGUCAGUGGAUAAUAUGUGUGAACGAUAAUGAAUCUCUUCUUAUUGGGAUAACUUUGAGUAAGGAUGCAUAUGUGGGAAACCCAUUUGAGGGGUCGAAGAUUUUAAUGCAAGGGCUUGGAAAAGUGGAGUCUGUCAGAGUGGUCUUAUUAAUUGUAUUUCUGAAGAACAGGGGAAGAUUGCAGUGGGCCUCAAGAGAAUCCAGACAACAGAAGUGUUGUGUUUGAAUUUGAGUAGAGCACCUGUCAAAGGAGUCAUCUCAGGGGCGAUGAAGAUCAUUCCUGGUGUGGUUGGUGCCCUGCGUCUCACCCACUGGAAGAACGUCUGUCGGUCCUGUUGUUUUUUGAUAAAGAGCAAAUACCUA